Vittaforma corneae ATCC 50505 is the source of this 633-nucleotide messenger RNA. RefSeq lists its product as uncharacterized. Gene Ontology annotation, molecular function: protein binding. Lineage: Eukaryota; Fungi; Microsporidia; Nosematidae. The annotation marks the transcript as partial. The transcript has a single exon. Gene Ontology annotation, cellular component: nuclear pore outer ring. The record is from RefSeq and is a predicted model, not a curated record.
AUGGAUUGUAAAAUAGCCCUGGCUCAAGAUGCGUCAAGCAGUCUUCUUGAAGGCCCCAUCGCCGAUGUUUCAUUUAACCUCAGCACGGGGGUUCUGGCUGCUGCUUGCUCAGAUUCGACAAUUGUUUUAACAAACACAGAGUCAGAGCACAGAAGAUCCACUGUUAGGAUGAGCAUGGACUCCAUCAGCAGAAUUGAAUGGAUAAGCCACUACGAGUUUGUGGCUGCGGGAUCUGAUGGCUGCCUGCACUAUUACAGUAUAAUGGACAUGAGGAGCGAGCGCUUUCCAGUUCACAGCUGCAGCAUUGCUGCCAUGAAAAGGCGAAGUGACUUUCUCUUUACGGGAUCAGCUGAGGGAAACGUAGGUGUGUGGGAUUUUAGAAAGAAGAAAACGGCAGUUGACAUACAGCACAGUGUAAGAAAUAAGAAUCAGCCUAUUAAAGAUAUUGAGGUGCACGGGAACUACUUGUACUCGUCUACAAUCUACCAGGGCAGAGUAUGGAUGUGGGAUCUAAGAAACACGAGUAGAAAACUAUGCAGCAUUGAGACCAGGUAUUGCCAAAACUGUCUAGCAUUUGUGCAUGGAAAUCUGUACUCGGUCAGUGACUGUGGAGUCUUGAAGACUUCGUCUUCG